Saccostrea echinata is the source of this 2173-nucleotide messenger RNA. RefSeq lists its product as uncharacterized. The record is from RefSeq and is a predicted model, not a curated record. NCBI's taxonomy places the organism in Eukaryota, Metazoa, Mollusca, Bivalvia, Ostreida, Ostreidae. The coding region runs from base 85 to 2016 and encodes 643 amino acids. The transcript is spliced from 4 exons.
UGCUGCAAUGAAUUGCAUGAUGACAAAUUUAUUCAAAAUAAUCCAAAUUAUCCUGAGAAUGUUUCCAGUGAAGUACAUCAGACAAUGAAUGAGAUACUGGACUACCUAGAUGAUGUAAAUGAAUAUGCAAAGAAUACCUCAGCAGAAUCAACUGAGCCUUCAAAACAAGGGGAAAUAACUCAGGAUCAACAGAGUAGUUUGAUUGGAGUCAUGAACUUAUUAGUAGAUAAGGAGAAUGAUAAGGAUAUCUAUGAAGUUAUGGAUUUUUUGUUAUUUAAAUGCUGUGAAAUUGCAGAUAAAAAUCAUACCUCAGAUUACAUCCUCAGAGAAAAAUUCACAAAUGUCUCUAAAGUAUUACAAGGAAGUGAAAAAUCCAAGUACAGAGCAUAUUUGAAUGAGGAUUCUUGGAACUACAUUAGUUCACCUGAUGUCUUUAAAGAAAAUUUAACAGAUCACAAGAUAAGGAAGAAGAGUUUACCAGAAAAUUGGGAUUUCAAGAGCAAGCUAUUGAAUCAAGAAGGAAGCAUUACAGAAAAUCAAGCAGUUGAUAAUUUGUGGGUAAAACAUGAUAAAGAAAAAUCAAAUUUCAAACAGGGAUUGAAUGAGGUUGAUGCUGGAACCAACAAAGUUUGUUUCAAUGUUAGUGAAGGUGUAAACCUUGUAUCACAUGACCUACCAUCACUAAGGUGUAUUUGUAAACAAGUACUGCUUGGACCAACAGCUGACACUCAGGAUGUUGAAGGUCUUAAAAGUCCAAAAAUGGUGCAGGGAAAUGAACAUUAUCAUUUUGAGCUAGAAUCAAAAGACAAUCAAAGAAAUGAUUGUGAGGGAAAAAUGAGGUUUAUCAAAUAUUUAGGUUUAUCACCAUCACUGACAUUAGAAAAAGAAACAGAUACUGAAAAUUUUUGCUGUGAUGCUGAGCAGAAUGCACAUGAAAGUCUUUUACAACCCACAUUAAUAGAAAGCAAGUCAAAGAAUUACACAUUGAACUGUACAGAAAUAAAACAAACCAUCAGGGAGCAAGAUAACGUCUUUGAAUUAAAUCUUCCUAAUUUACAGUGUGUGUCAAUGAAAACUGAGGCAUUUAAGGAUCAGUCUGCUGAUAUGAAACAAGGGACACUGCUUAAAAAGACUGAAAUUCAAAGUGGUCUUCCCGUGGAUAUGGAGCAAUUGAUUCCAUGCAAACGAAUGAAACUAGAAGAAAAAGAAUCAAGUAUGUUUGAAAACCAUCAUACUGAUGAAAAACCAAUUGAAUUGCACUUGUUAGUCAAAAUAGCUAGUGUAGAUGACAUUAAAGAGGAUUCAAAUGAGAAUAUGCUAUAUGCUACUGUAGACAUGAAGAAAGAAAAACAAAGUUUAGUUGAAUAUACAACCAGAAAAGACAUUAAAAAUAAACAAGACAUUUUAAGUGUUGGACAAUCAGAGAGUCUUGUACCUCUAAAUUUUUACAAAGAAAAGCAGUUAAAAAUGAAGUUUGAUGAAGUAGAAAAGAAAGUUUCAGAAUGUGAUAAAAACCAAAGUAAUGCUAAUCUGAGUAAAGUAUUGGUUAGCGAUAGUAUUCCUGAAUUAAGAACUAAGGAUGACAACAAAUUUACAUUUAGUACAGAAGAGGGAUGUGUAUUUAAAGAAAUGCAAUCAACAGAACAGAUAGUUCCAUCUACAGUGAACAAAGAACACACAGAAACAUAUGAAAGAGAAUCAUUUUAUGAUGAAGAGAAUUACAGAUGUGAUAAAUUCAGAAAUCUUGGUAUGAAAGAAACAGUUUUGCAUGAUGAACAAAAAGAUUCUGUUCAUGGUGUGUUUGAACCAAAUACUAAGUGCUUCAAGUGGAAAUACACUCCAUCUUAUGUUGAUGAUACAGAUGCUGUUGUUCCUGAUACAGAGAAAAAAGGACAUGAUUUACCAUGUAGAAUAUUGCCAAUAUUAUCUUGCAAAAAACCAAUCAGGCUUGGUUUAUCCAGAAAACAUCAUCUUGCCUCUCUUCAUCCUUACAUGAAAAAGGAAGCUAAGAAAUAGAGGUUUGACAUUAGUUCAAAAUUUCUUUGAAAAAUGAUGCUUAGCAAUACUAUGAAUAAUAUAUUUGAUGUUUUUAUUUACAAUUUCUAAUAGAGAAGAUCACUUUACAACAAAAAGUAUGUAUAUGUAUUUAUUUUAUUUUAUGCUGUACAAAGAA